This is a messenger RNA of Octopus bimaculoides (California two-spot octopus), 6599 nucleotides long. RefSeq names its product dopamine receptor D2. The record is from RefSeq and is a predicted model, not a curated record. Gene Ontology annotation, cellular component: plasma membrane. Gene Ontology annotation, molecular function: dopamine neurotransmitter receptor activity, coupled via Gi/Go; G protein-coupled receptor activity. Gene Ontology annotation, biological process: G protein-coupled receptor signaling pathway. NCBI's taxonomy places the organism in Eukaryota, Metazoa, Mollusca, Cephalopoda, Octopoda, Octopodidae.
ACAAACACAUGCACACAUAAAUCUACACACCUGCAUGAUUUUUUGUUUUGUUUAUGAAAAAUGUAAUGGCUUUUAGAACUUAAGUUGCUUCCCCGCAGACCAAUACAUUGAAAAUCACAUCUAUUAUUAUUAUUAUUAUUAUUAUUAUUAUUAUUAUUAUUAUUAUUAUUAUUAUUUUGACAACAUCAUCAUCAUCUUUAGCAAGUUCCUCGUAUGUAUUUCCAUGUGUCUCAGUGAGCGCAUGUGCGUAUAUGUGUGUAAAGCGUUUCUUGGUUUAUCAGAUAGGAAGGACGUUAUAAAGCUACUUGUAUCGACCCCUUUCCGGGGGUGGGUUAACGCAUACCAAUCGCCUCCCCGCAAAAUUUCUGUUAAAUAUCUGUUUGUUUUGUUAAGCUUACACAAAAUUAAUUACACUAACUGAUCAUUCCACCUGUACCGGCAAAUUGCAUAUGUGACUCUCCGUUGAUUAUUUAUUACAUUGCUUUGUUUACUUAAUUACUUUUCCCGUUAUCUUUGAUUUUGCAAUUCACAAUUCUUCUUAUUAUUAUUGUAAUUGCUGCUGCUGUUUGAGGUUGCUGUUUCUGUUUGUGUUUUAAUUGUUACUUUUGCUGUCAUUAGUCAGUUAACCGCUGUUCAGUCGGAGAUCUAACUUUAACGGAACUUUCUGCCUUGUUCAUAUUAACAUUAUAUACUUCAGUUCCAUUCUUCACUAAAUUAUUUUUGCACAAUCUUACCCAUUUUGUAAGAGAGAGAGAGAGAGAGAGAGAGAGAGAGAGUGUGAGGGACAAGGAAGAAUGAAGGGAAAAUAUAGAUAUAUAUAUAUAAAUACAUUUAAAACAGCACUAUAAAACCACUUGUUCGAGCGAUAUGUUUUGACAAUAUAUAAAUCUGCAUUGCAUUAUACAUACAUAGAUAAACACACACACGCACACACGCAUACAUACAUAUCCCGCUGUACAUUUCUACAUACAGACAGGCACUCCCCCAAAACAUACACACUCACAGACACACAGACACACAGUCGUAUUCACGCGCGCAUAUACAUAUCUUUAUCACACACGCAGACACAGGUUGGCAUAGAAACAAAAAUACACACACACACACACAUACACACACAUACACACACACGCACACACACACACACACGCACACCUGUCUUUACUGCGUUUACGGAGCCGGAAAAUGUUACGAAACAUGUGUUUCUCUACCUUUUAUUAAAAUUAUUUAAUCCUUGUCAUUUCGUAAGGAUUAUGGGAAAAUGCAAGCGCAAUUAAAGUGAUUUGUGGUGUUUCACAUACGUUAAUCGUACCAGGAUUAUUUCAUUAUUUGAGUGUGGUAGGUUUAACGUACACAUUCUUACGAUUUAUCGAAAUAAAGAUACCAUAUAUCAUACAGAAAAAAGUACGCCUUAACAUACAAGGCAUACAUACAUACGCACAUACUUACACACAUAAAUACAUACAUACAUACAUACAUACACACGUAUAUACAGUAUAUAUAUAUAUAUAUAGUUAAUUGAACAUUAAAACUUAUAUUCUUAGAAGAGUCCUGUCUACGUUGUUAGAGUGCGUGUCUGUGCGUAUAUAUAUACAUAUAUAUAUAUAUAUGUGUGUGUGUGUGUGUGUGUGUGUGGAACAAGUCGCUUUCAUGUUCAUCAAGUAUAAAGAAAGUUUUAUAAUACAUAAUAGUUUAAUGGGUAAAGAAGCUGGUUUACAAUACUGACAAGGAAAAUGAUAAAAACACAUCACGUUAUUAAGAACAGCAAUGAUAUUGGUAGCUGCAACAACAGCAACGUCAACAACAAUAUAUACAAAGAAUAGAAGUGAAUGAUACAUUCAUAAAACACCACAAAAUCAAAAUUACAAUAGCAACAACACCAACCGGAAAACACACCGCCCUCUCUCGAAAGAAUAAUAACAAUCAAGCUAAAGUUUUCCUGCCUAAAAUCACAAUCUCUAUGUUGUGUUGAGCCCUGUGUGGCUAAUAAAAGAAAUGUAAUUAAUUGAGAACAGCAGAUAUAAUAUUAAACAUAGCAACAACAUCAACAACAACAAUAAUAACAUUGUCAAUUGUAAAAUAAUCUGUGAGUGUAAUAUUUACCGCCUAGCUACACAAAUAUUACCUAUACAAAAGCGAUACAAAUUUUUUUUCUUCUUUAACGUUGGAUGAACAUAACUGAUGACAAAACGUUCUGGAUACAACUUGGAGGGUUUUUUUCGUUAUUUUCUUUGAAAAGAGGCCUAAACUGAUGCCACUGGGAAUUACCAUUGGAAAAUAAUUUCAUGUCAGCUAUAUAAUAAUAAGGUAAAUGUCUUCCACCUUGGUUUUGGUAAAGAUAAUAAAGAUAUCAACAAAAAAGUUCAUUGGCCAUAUACACACUUAGAAGGAUGUUGACUUCAAUUUGAAUUAUUAUCGUAUUCUGCCAGACAUCAACAACCACAAGUAACAUAAAGUGAGAAGUAAUAAACAGUGCAAGAAAGUCAACAUCAAUGGAAGAAGAGCUAAAGAUUUGAAGCUAAAUUGUUCUUAUACUGAAUAUAAUCUAAUCAGCUGAUGUUUCAAGAAUACCAAUCGAAGGAAGUGAUCUAAGACAAUAUCUACUGGAUAACAUUCCUUACUUACGAAACUACUGUGGAUGUAAACUGAAUACAACAUAACGUAUGGAUGGAUAUUUAUGCUUCACUGAAAACAAAUGUUAGUGACCGGAGCCCGAUACAGUUAUAUAUAUCUAAACACAUAUAAAUGUAUGUAUUUAGGAAUACAGAAGGAGAACUAGACAUCUACAAACAUCCAUAUUUUGAUGGCAUUGAAAAAAGAAAAUAGUUGAUACUGUUAUAUGAAAGAUCGUGUGAAAACUCGACGAAAGGUUUUAUAGUAAUGUGAAAUGCUCGAUUCUAUUUUGCAAAUUUGCAUUUCCAUUACAGCUAAUACAUAUAUUUCUGUGGAACACAAAAUAAAUUUUGAAGAAAUACAACAUUCUUUAAACUGUUGAGAAAAAAAAAUUAUACUUAAAGUUAGAUAAGCCUUUCCUGGAAUUAAGUUACUGAGCUUCUAAAAAUCAACAUGUUCAUAGCAGUGCCCCAGCUUGAUCGCAGUAAAAUGCUCUAAAUGUAGGAAAUAGUUUGUAAUAUCCGUUUUUGGUGAUUUUAGUAAGCAGCUAACCAAUUACAUGCUUACUGUUUUUAAUUGUUUGUAGAUAUUUUCAUAAAGGUGUGUCGAAUAUUUUUCCCUAAUGUAUUAUAGAAAUAGAUUUUCCUGUAAUUCACUUCUUUGUCUAAAAUUGAUACCAAAUCUAUUUGAACUGAACGAAAAUCAUUGGUCAUCUAUUUACAAUUGACCUAAAUUAAAUAUUUACAUUUACCAUUUUCGUCUAGAUCGAAGGAAUAUUUGAUUUAAAUAUUUAGAACCUGAUCCAGAAUAAAUGUUUGUUAAUUGUUUAGUCCAAAUACAUUUUAAAUAGUUUUAAUCACCUUAAUUUUCCAAGGGAUUGCCUGUGGCUCAAAAUUUGUGGAUCGGUAAGUAAUGUAAAUAGGUAUUAAGAAAAAUUCACUCUAACGGAUAUCAAAUCAUCAGAUAUAUUUGGAAUUAAAUCAAACGGAAUAAAAGACAGUCAUUAUGGAUAUAAUGUACCGUUGUUAGAUGUGCAUAUGACUGCUCAUUUGUUAUUUUCCAAUACAAAACUAUUGAAAUCUAUUUGCCCAAUUACUUACUGCAACGAUACUUUACAAAAUGGAUUUUUACAAAACUUCCUCCGUUCAAACUUUAACCACCAAAAUGGCCACGGUGACAUAUAAUGGAGGAAGUAAACUUCUUGAAAAACUAUUCGCACCGUCCGAUAAUAAAGAACCAGAAACCCCGCCAUCCCCUGAUUUUUUUGAAGGACUUCUUGGUACAGAUCCUGUUGAUAUUUUAUCAGGUGUAGGAGAGUCACCACGAAGGCAUGUGCACGAUGCAAACGGCAUACCCGGAAACCAUGUUUCCACUACAAAUCUUUCCACUUUACAUAACUCUUCUGCCGUUAGCAAUGCUUCAUCAAUGACGACCGAUUCCCUGGUGAUAUACAACGAUAGUAUAUGGUUUUGUGACUGGAAUGACAGUAUCUGCUGGAAUUCUACAUACAACGAGUUGGCAUCCACGGAGGAAGCAGCUUUAAAAUAUUGGAAACUCAUACUCGCACUGUUCCCCCUUUUAACUGUUUUUGGGAAUGUUCUUGUCGUAAUGAGUGUGUGCCGAGAACGUAGUUUAAAAUGUGCGACAAACUACUUUAUAUGUUCACUGGCUUUAGCUGAUCUAUUAGUGGCUGUCACGGUAAUGCCAGGUGCCGUCUAUUAUGAGGUUGUAGAAAAGUGGACGCUAAGCGACCAGCUUUGUGAUGCAUGGGUAGCAAGUGAUGUAAUGUAUUGUACAGCUUCUAUAUUAAACCUUACUGCUAUCAGCGUAGAUAGAUUUAUUGCUGUCACUCAACCCAUAAAGUACUCAAAACACAAGAAUUCUAAACGGGUCUAUAUAAUGAUAAUGCUAGUAUGGCUUAUAUCCAUUGCUAUUGCUGCCCCAAUAGCUUUAGGAGUAAAUUACUCUGACAAACGUAGACAAUUCGUCUGUGCAUUUUUCAACUCAGAUUUUCUUAUAUAUUCCUCCAUGGGCUCAUUCUAUAUACCGUCAAUUGUGAUGAUUUUUCUAUAUUGGAGAAUAUACAGAGUACUAAUGCUCCGCAGUCGAAAAGUUAAAGAAAGAAAAGCUAAGCAAAAACGCGAACGUGAAGCGCUAGCGAAUGUUAUAGAAAAUAAAGCAACAACCAGCAAGUUAGAUGGUGAUGAUCCUAGAUUGAAUAUGAAGUCCAGUGAAUCUUCGAACAACGUUGGCCGAGUUCGGCUGAAAACGGCUAAAGAUGAAGUUCUUGUAAACACAGCAGCAUGUAAUGAUGCUGGCUUAAAUGACGAUGAAUUAUAUGACGAUAAUCUAGAUGAUGACAGUGGUCAAAAAAGUACUCCGAGCAGUGAACUUAAAGGCCAUGUUAUUGAAAAUAGUAAUAUGACCGAAUAUACAGGAUGCAUGAUGCUGAAUGAUGUAAACAACGAGAGGACCUCACUGAAACAAGAUGGCGUCCAAGCUUACUCUUCGCCAUCUAAUGUCGAAAUAGAAACGCAGUUCGAUGUAGCUACAUCAACUACUACUACAACUACUACUACUAAUACUUCUUCUACUGCUGCGGCUGCCGCUGUGGCCGCGGCUGCUGCUGCAGCAGCGGCCGCUGCCAACCCUAUCACUCCUACUGACGUUGCAGCACCGACUCCUCCAAAAAACUUGCUUUCACCACCCAAACAGAAAUUUGCGGGACUCAAUAAACGGGGCGGUUCCGCUAAGAAAAAGUAUGUCUCAAAAUUUAACUUCCACAAGAAAGAGGUUAAAAUAAAGAAGGAGAGCCAAAGUUCAAGGAAUGCCAUGAGGAAAGAAAAAAAAGCCACAAAGACGUUAGCUAUUGUAUUAGGUGUGUUCCUGUUUUGCUGGUGGCCGUUCUUCACAAUUAAUAUCAUCAAUGCUAUAUGUCUACGAAACGAUCUGAAGCAUGUGGCGGCUUGUACACUGGAUCCUAUAUUAUUUGGAGUUUUCACUUGGCUCGGCUAUAUCAACAGCUUCAUUAAUCCAGUUAUUUAUACAAUAUUUAAUCCGGAUUUCAGGAAAUCAUUUCGUAAGAUUUUAACAGAACCCUGUGCUCAUCGAUAAAGAAGAGCGAACAAUUUCGAAACUAAUACUUAUUAAUGCCACAAUACAACAACAACAACAACAACAAUAAUAAUAAUAAUAAUAAUAAUAAUAAUAAUAAUAAUAAUAAUAAUAAUAAUAAUGUUAAUAAUAACUGUAACAGCAACAACAACGAUAGAAAUGAUAAUGGCUAUGAUAAUUCAAACAAGUUAAAAAUAUAAUAGUGAAAAGACAAUCUCACCUCCACUAAAUUGCAUUACUUAAAUGGUGAAAUAAUGAGAAAUCAAGAAAAAAGUUAAAUUUUAAAGAGUCUUAUUUAAGGAAAGAAACCAAUUUUAAUACGAAAGUGAUGAACUGGAUUUUGUGAAGGAACAAUUUUUGAAUGUCUGUUUGAAGGUUAUGAAGAAAUCAAGCAUUUUCACAUAUUCAUCAUUAUGGCUUCCCAAAAUACAAUCAUAAUGAUAAUCAUAAAUAUAAUCUUUAAAACAUUGCAUUAGUAAUACCAAUGAUAAUAAUACCAAUAAUAAUAAUAAUAGAUCAUUAUUAGUAGUGUUAGAUUUAGUAUUGCUAAUAAAACAAACAAAAAACCGCGAUGAAUAAUACGGCAUUCCAAGAAACGUACCGAAUACGACGAUUGAGACAGAAAAACAAACAAAAUAUGUUAGCAGAACAUCUAUAUCCACACUGAAGUUGGAAAUGACAACUUUGAGGGAAUAUUUAGUGCUAUAUGUCAGUAAAUUGGCUUCGUAACUUCUCAGAACUGUAUAAGGAGUGUGGAGUGUUGCCUCAAUGGCGUAUGUCCAAACUACAAUGGGAACAUUAUGAAGAAAAAUAAAGUAUCAGGGCGGAAGUUAAUGCUAUCACUAAAUCCAACGAUGUCCUCAUUUGAUAAUCAA